This is a messenger RNA of Brassicogethes aeneus, 13287 nucleotides long. Lineage: Eukaryota; Metazoa; Arthropoda; Insecta; Coleoptera; Nitidulidae. The record is from the annotation of a GenBank genome assembly.
CGUCUUUAAAAUUGUUGAAAAUUGUUUGAUUUAUAUUUUUCUAGUGAAAAGUGCUGUUUUUCGUAAUAAACUAGUAAUUAAGAGGAUAAUUUGAGAUUUAGUUUUGUAUCUAGGGUCCCUAGUUAUAUAAAAUCAAGAACCUAACUUUGGUGCGGUCAUUUUGGGGUAAUAAAUUGAUGAACAACAAAUGAACUUUGUUUAUAAAUUUAAGCCUGUAAAAAAGUCUGGUGUAUUAAUAAAAGAAACGAGUGUAUGGAAUAAAACAAACUAACAUUCCCAUGAAAAGUAUAAUUGUCAGCAGUUGUGAACAUUUUGUUUUGUCUGUUCAGUAUUUCAAUAUGGCCGAUUAAGCCUUAAGCACAUUUAACGCUUAAUCAAAUAAUGGUAUAAACCAACCAAAAUGAGAAUUGAUAAGUCUAGGGUGCGUAAAAGCACCUCAGAAGUACCAUUAGAGUGCCAGCAACUCAUUGAACGACUCCAAGCAUGUUCAAGAACAGAGUUGCUCGAGGAACUCUCAAAAAUCAACACCUGGACCUUUGGCAAAUGCGAAUUGCUGCACUGGGCUCAAGUCCUUGAUGUGUUUGACAAAAUUUUGGGAGAUGCUGCCAAAUUUUCUGACGAAAAUAAGUGGGCGCUUGAUUGUGAUACCAAAUACAACAGCACAGAUAAAAAACUGCUGCUAUGGAUUUUACACUUUACCACAUUGUUAAUUGAACACUCCUUUUCUCGACAUUUAUACAACUCCAUGGAACACUUGCUAGUGCUAUUGGAGUCCAAUGAUAUGGCUGUGGUUUUGGGCGUUUUAAAUUUACUGUACAUGUUUUCAAAGAGAAGUAAUUUUAUUACCAGGCUUAAACCUGAUGAGAAGGAAUGCCUUUUAUCACGCCUACACCAUCUUGCUGAGAACUGGGGUGGUAAAGAGAAUGGUUUUGGUUUGGCUGAUUGCUGUAAUGCGGAAAAGGGCAUUCCAGCUUCAGCCACAACUCUACAUGUGGAAUUUCACAGGGAAGAAAGUGAUGGAAAAAAAGACUCAAAAAACAAGGCUAAUUUAAAUAUAAUCCAUAUUGAACAUGUUGAUAAAAUACACAAGACACCAGCUGAAAUAAUGAAGUCACUCAUUACAAUGUAUUACGUUCCGGGGGAAAAAGAGAUGUGGCUAUUUACUCAUGUCAGAUUGGCCCAUCAUUUUGCCGACUACAGAAACCGGCUUUUGUGCGUCCAGGCGCGUUUGCAAGCACUGUCCGUGCUUGUUUAUUCGAAUGCCAUUCAAGAAUCCCCGUCAAACUUGCUCUACAACGGUUUGUUGGAGGAGUUGGUGGAGCUGGUCGAGCUGCAACAGCCCCAUCUGGUGGAAAUCAGAUCCGCCGCAUUGCGCACUUUGACCGCCAUCAUUCACUUGGACAGAAGUCCAAAUAUUCCAAAUAGGAGACCCGGUUCUAGGUUGAACAACAUUAUAGACGUGACCGGGGCCAGUCAGUACCACGGUUUCUUGCCUGUUUUGGUGAGAAAUUGCAUAACGACCCUCACGAACCAAGACGAAUCGCAGGCGAGCCUGCAAGAGUUGCCCGCUUCGGAUGAAGCCGAGAAAACGAGCACGCCCGAGGAGACUUCCGAAGCCGCUAAACUUAUGGAGUACGUUUCAGAUAUUGCCAUCACCUCUCAACUCUAUAACGCGUUGGAAACGAAGUUUCCCUUACCGUUGGCGACAGCUUUGUUUUCGUUUCUAUACCAUCUCGCCAGCUAUGAAUCAGGAGGUGAAGCUUUAGUGUCUUGCGGCAUGAUGGAGUCACUUUUGCAAGUUAUCAAUUGGCACGGAGUGGAAUUAGAACAUAUAACAUUUGUUACAAGAGCUGUAAGAGUGAUCGACUUGAUCACCAACAUUGACAUGCAAGCGUUUCAAAUUCACGGCGGCCUUCAGAGUUUCAUAAGCCGCCUGGACGUCGAAGUGAAUCUAUGCAAGAAAGAUCAACUGUACGAAAUUCAAAUGAGCAUCGCCGAUCAGUCCGAAGACGGGGCCAGCACUUCGAUGAGCAAUUCCGUGGUCUCGGAGGCGGGCUCGGCGGCCGGUCCAUCGGGCGCCGCCGCCCCCGAAGAAGACCUGUGCACCACGGUGGACUUGGAGUACGUGUCGGAGAACGCAGGCAAAACUUGCCUGCCCCAAAGGGCCGCGCUGCUAAAAUCGAUGCUGAACUUUUUGAAGAAGGCGUUCCAAGACAGCACGUUUGCCGACAAAAUUCGCCACCUCAUGGAGGGCACUUUGCCGAACUCGCUGAAAAACAUCAUCGCGAACGCCGAGUACUACGGGCCCUCGUUGUUUUUACUGGCCACCGAUGUAGUUACCGUUUAUGUUUACCAGGAACCUUCGCUGCUGUCCGCCCUUCAGGACAACGGUCUGACGCACGUUGUGCUCUAUUCUUUGUUAAUCAAAGAUGUUCCAUCCACAAGGGAAGUUUUGGGCUCGCUCCCCAACGUUUUCAGCGCGCUUUGUCUGAACAAUCGCGGUCUUCAGUCGUUUGCUAAAUGCAAACCCUUCGAGAAGCUUUUUAAGGUUCUAUUGUCGCCGAAUUAUCUUGUCGCGAUGAGAAGAAGACGCAGUUCGGAGCCCAUGGCGGAUACAGCCUGCAAUUUAGGUAAUGCAAUGGAUGAACUGAUGCGCCACCAGCCAAGUUUGCGUCAUGAUGCCACACUGGCCAUUGUGAAUCUUCUCCAAGAAUUAGUGCAUCUGGGAACAGACCCGAAAUAUGUGUGCUGGAGGCCUCACAGUAAAUCCGACAUUUCCCCGUCCAAUGCCUCGCGUUCGACUUCAAAUAACGAAAACUCCUCGGACGAAGAGGAGGAGGACGAAGAGGAAACAUCGACGUCCUCGCAAAACGCUCAGUCGGAUACGCAAGUGCAAGAAAACAGCGAAAGAACACCGAUCGCGUUGAUCGACUACAUUUUAAACUCCAUGAAGUUUAUCGAUGCCAUUCUGAGCAACAAUUCCACCGACGAUCAUUGCAAGGAGUUCGUCGAUAAAGGCGGUUUGGGCCCGCUGUUGAAAAUAUUAGGCUUGCCGAAUUUACCGGUCGAUUGUCCGCUGACCAAUCCGGCCCAAGCGGUGGCAACGGUGUGCAAAAGCAUACUGAACUUGGCGCACGAGCCGCAUCUCUUCAGGGAAGGUCUAUCGCAAUUGGGCGGAGUUCUGGACUCCCUCUCGAAAUUGUACUCGAAACUAAACGUACCGGGCGGCUCGAAAUUGCUAUUGGAACUGGCCAACGCUUCCAACAUCGAAAGCGCCUUCAGCACGGCAUCGGCAACGCCGCUUUUGCACGCCAUGGGCGCCGCGCACGGUUACGUCAUCAUGUUCGUGCACGUUUGCCGCACCGGACAGACCGAGAUCAGGAAUUUGUCGCUGCAACACUGGGGCUCGGAGGAGGGACUGAAGGUGCUCAAGGGAUUGGCGGACUUGUACACCAGCUUGGUUUGGGAGAGCACCCUUCUAUUGGCCUACUGCAGCGACGAUCUCAUUCCGGCCGAUUGCGACUUCACCCGAGAAGACAUCGAGAAGUUGAACGCAUUCUUCGAUAGGUGUGAGGGAAAUUCAAGCGGUGAUACCACCGGUAAUGUGGCUUCCGCCAUGGAGGCCCUUUCAACCAAUCCGCCCCCAAUUUCCAUGGACGUGGAUGGCGAAAAUUCAGUUACAAUUAACAAAGGCCCCGGUCAUAAUUUGAAAUACAUUAAGCCAUUGCUGGGCGCCUCGUCCAGAUUGGGCCGUGCGUUGGCCGAGUUGUUCGGUUUGCUUGUAAAAUUGUGCGUCGGUUCCCCGAUAAGACAACGAAGGGGGCAGAACAUAGUCGCCGCCCCACCAUUGCCUUCGCCUUACGCCCGCAACGUGGCCACCGUUUUAAACUUGCUGCUGGCCGAGGGUCUCGAUUGCGAUAAAUUGCCGUCGUGUCCGACGCCCAAGUGCGGCCUGACUUUUUUGAUAUGCAGCGUCGGUUUUACCAGUCCCAUGUUGUUCGACGAGCGCCGCUAUCCCUACCAUCUUAUGCUGAAAAAGUUCGUUAACCUUGGCGGACAAAAAACGUUCUUUAAGACUUUCGAAUGGGCAAUUAAUGCCGGCGGACAAAACAACUUGGAGGAAGGAGUCGAGUACACUUCGCUGCCGGAAGGCUCGUUGGGAUUUUUGGACGCCUGGUUGACCCUAUUAGAAAAAAUGGUCAAUCCAAAAGCCAUUUUGGAAUCGCCGCACACCAUUUCCAGCCGUAACACGCAGAGUAGCAACUACAAAAACUACACGUUUAAUCCUUUAAAAUACUUAAUCGAUAUUCACAAGCUUGCCUUCGAAAGUGUGAUAUUAUUAUGGGGUAAAACACCACUACCGGCCAGGAUGACGGAAACUUUGCUCACAAUUUUAAGACAUAUAUUUAGAGGUGAAAAAAUCAUCAAGGAAAAAUUAAAGACCGAGGAGAACAAACCGGAAAGCACGGCGGCUGCCUCUUCCUCCUCGACAUCGUCCACGUCAGCUAGCGCUAUCGCUAGCGCCUCAGGGCCCAGCACCACGCCAGCCACGCAAACUCCACGCGACGACGACAACUUGAGACAACUCGUAGAUAUGGGUUUCUCGGAAGAGCACGCCAUAGAAGCUCUGGCUCACACUGUCAGCCUUGAACAAGCCACCGAUUAUUUACUGAUGAACCCGCCCCACUUGAGACGCGGUUCCCAAUCCAUGGAGGUCGACUUGGCCGAAGACGACCAAGUCAUGCAAGCCAUCGCGAUGUCGUUGGGCUGCGCCGGAUCUCCUGAAGCUCCGAAGAAAAAAGAAACUCCACCGCCGGUCGAAGACACUCAACAAUCCUUCGAGAAAAUGAUCGACGAAUUUACCACGCACGCACUCGAUGUGUGCUUGAAAUUACUUGACGUUAUACCCGAUGUUGUGCAUAAAGUGUGCGAACUACUCGUAACUAUAAUGAAACGUAAUGGAAGAGUUUACAGAGAUAACUUACUAGACACUUUGGUAGAAAAAAUACGCGAGAACGCGGAAAUAGUGGCUUUCGCCACGCAGAAUCCACCAAAUGUGAUGAGUUAUUACUCGUUAACAGAAUCGCCGUUUUCAAACCGUUUGGCUCACUACACUCACCUACUUAUACUCUUUUUCGAAGUUUUCUCCUACUUUGAAAUGAAAAUCCCUUGCGGUUUUGCCGUUCACAAGUCCCAGCUACUUGAACUUAUGAUUAAAUUGAUUACUUCCGCCGAACAUCAUAUGACUGCUCUUAACGCAUCCCGCGAACCAAAAUGGUUGGCACCAGCCUUCCUAUUAAUCGAUGCCGUGUCGAAAGUAUCGGUUUGCACGCAUAGAAAAUUAAGCAUGCAUAAAAGUACCAAUAGAGUUUGGAGAUGGUAUGACUUGGUCAGCGGAAAAUGGACGCCAUAUUUAAGCUCCAACAACAAACUUAUAAACGACGCCUAUUGGAAUGGCGAGCAAAGCAUUCGAGUUACAUGCGGCAGAAAAAGAUACACCGUAACUUUUGCCAAUAUGCUUCAAGUCAAUGACGAAACUGGCAAUAACAGACCAAUUACCAUGACUCUCAUGACUUUUGGUCACCCUAGUUGUUCUGAUAUUACUCAAGUUGCACCCGAGGGAGCGAUUUUCGCGGAAUUAACUGAAAAAGAGGAAAAACGUUGCGUGCCAGUGCAAGGAUUUCAAAAAACAAACGACAAAGACAUCGUGGCUGCUUGCGUUAAGCUAAUGCACUUGCAAAUCGAAAAGGAUUUACUGCAUUCAGUCUUACAAAUCUGCGUAAGAUUGACAAGAGAUUUUGAGAACGCAAAAGAGUUCGUUAAAUUAGGCGGCGUAAAAUGCUUGCUGAAAAUGAGACAGACUUGCGACUUUGGCGGCUUUGGCAUUCUUGCCACAAUUUUAAUAAGACACUCAUUGGAAGAACCAAACACUCUUUCCUUUGCAAUGGAGAAAGUUAUUAGGUGUAGAACACUUGCAACUAUUCCUCCACCCUACAAAGACUUGAUUUACCUUACCAGACAAAUUGGCGGGGCUAUCACCAGAGCUCCUGAUGUUUUCUUCGAUGUAGCCAAAACGAUUAUGAGGGUUGAUAUUAAUGCCGGCAAAGAGGGUGAUUCAGUCGAUGCUACUUUGCCUAUAAGAGCCGAGCCGCCUACAAGAACUAAAGCGCCACCGUUAGAAGAAGCCAUUUCGAUGGAGGUCAUAAACGAUCUUCUUGAUUCCUUGUUAAAACCAUUGGAAUAUCCAGAACAAGAAACAACUUCGGAACCAUCGAGUCCCGAAGAUGCCCCCAAAGCGCAAACAAGCGCUGAAGUUGUCAAAGUUAUUGAUGCAGUAGCAGAGGCAACUUUAAAUCUUGCAUCAGGUUCUUCCAUCAAUAAAACGUCCGCGGAUUCUACUGCGGCCACAAGCGAGAAAAAAUCUGAAAUCACGAAGAAAAAGCCGAUGCUUCCAAAGUCCGUCAUUCUCAAAAUAUUAGCAGAUGCUGUAGUUUCGUUUGGACCAAUCGCCAAGCUGAUAGCUGAGUAUACAUUUAAAGCUAACUGCGCCGAUAUAAUUAAGGAGGACACAUCAGCGCUGGCUUUUAUUUUUGAUAAAAUUUUACCGGAAACCGAUAACAUUUCCGAUGCGGAUUGUUCAACAAUGUGUCGCAUGCUUAUUGCAGCCAUCGCGUCCAGCAACCAUUCACCAGAGGCGCAACUUAUUUUGGUGACGGAAGUAAAAGUUGCAUUAAAUAGAGCCCUACUGUUGCCAGAGUCAUCGGAGAAGCAUUCGCAGGUGCAACAUAUAUGCAGCAUUAUUUCAACGAUGAUUGAAAAUUGUCCGCCGGCUCAUAACAGAUGGACCAACAAUCACGUCAAUAAUAUUGUCAAAAUAAUGAUCCGUCGUGGAGUAUUUAAUGAUUUGGCCAAAGUAACACACUUUUUGGACUUAUCGUCGCCUUAUACGCCAUUCACAGCAAACGCAGCGUUAAAGCCGUUAGAAUCGUUGUCGAGAAUUCAACCAUCUCCGAAUAGUUUGCAAAAUAAAGCUAGAAAAAGCACGCAAAACGCAGGUACUCAAAGUGGAACUUCAACUGAGGGCACAAAUGCUCAAGGCGAUGAAUUAGAAGACACAGAAAACACUGAGCAUGAUAUUUCGAACGUUGCGUCAAGUUUGGAGCCGAAUCCUGUAGCAGCAAGUGAAGGCGAGUCAGUUCUUGAAGAAAUGAUGGAACAUAUUCUGGAACACAGAAAUAACGAGACUAAUCAGACUUAUGAUGUAGCAUCACAGAGAAAUCACACGAUGGAUAUCGAUGAUGACGGCAACCUUACCUACGAUCACGAACGUGAUGCUACCGAGGAGUUAAUGAGUACCGAUUCUGGCGAAUCCGAUUCGAACCCAUCUGAUCAAGUUGAAGACGAGGAUAAUGAAGAUGGGGACGGUGAUGACGAUAACAUCGACGAAGGAGACGAUAACGAAGACAAUAACUACGAUGAUGAUGACAUUUUGGAGCGCAGAAUGAGCGUACUUGAUAAUGGAUUAGAUGAUAGAAUGUUUCGUAUCGCUUCUCACUUGGAUAGAGAGGAGGACAUCCUAAUGAUUCAAUACACAGAUCAUGCCAGUGACAACGACGCUAUCCCCAGAAUGGUUCGUUGGAAUGAGAACGGCUUUACAAUUCCCAUCAUGGAUGAAGCCAACAAUUCCACCGAUCAAUCAGGAUCUAUUGUUCACCCUUUGUUGAUGUCGCGUAACAGUACUGAAACUAAUUCCAACACCGCGACAAGAACACAAAGAGCCAACAGGGCUAGAAGAUAUCAAUACUUAUUUAGCCCUAGAAAUCCAAACCCGCCUGUUAUUUUGCAAAGAUUGCUAGGUCCGCACGACCCUCACAUCGCCCUAGGGGGAGCCAACAAUUUAUUGGGAGGCGGUAAUGAAAUGCGCGAUAAUGCUCGCGUAGUUGUCAUGGAUAACUUUAGCUUGCUGCCGUCUCACGAAGAACAAAUCGAUUUUGUUGACCAAUCUGGAUAUUUGUUUGGGCCAAGCCUUGCAGCCACAUUGAGCCAUGUCCCGCCAGUUUUGCACUGGUGGAAUAUAGAAUCCAAAUGUCUCGAUUUAGAAUCGGUGUAUGACUGCACAACAUCAGUCUGCAACAAACUUAUUCCAAUAUUAAUAAAAUAUAAAAACGAGGAAAUGCAGUCUCAGAAAGGCAAAGAUGAUAAAACUAAAACUAAAAGACGUAAAUUAAAACCAAUAAAGUGCGAUUAUGGCUCAGAACCUGUGCUCAUUAACUUUUUGGACGAUGCUAAUCUUACGGACAGCAAUUCGGCUGGCGGUAAUCAAAAUACUCAAGAUGAUGAGGACAUCGAUGGCGUACCAUUGCCUGAAUCGAACGAAAGAUCAUCAGCUGAACCAACCGCUCCGAAUCCUAAUCCAAAUCAACAAGAGACUGCUGCCGUAGAGGAUGUCGCCUAUAACAUUUUUCAAGAAAGUAUGCGUCAAUUGGAAAAUCCAGAGGCUGACCAAGAGGCGAAUCGCGAAGGUGACAGUGAACAAUCCGAGUCAAAUGAACCUUCAGAAGCCCCGGAAGAGGUCGAAAGAGAUCCAACCGCAGCUGGCCAAGAACGAGUUGAAGACGGAGCUAAUCCGUACGAAACGACUUUGUUACCCUCAUUAAGAUCGCAUAGACUUGUUUUGCCCAGAGUGCACUUCUUUGGCGUGGCAGUACAACCCGAGGUUGAUGUGUGCAGCAGUACGCCAUGUUUAUCUUCUGAACAAUUUUUCCCUAUCCCAGAUUUAUUCCCUAUCCCUGUCUCCAAUAAUGAAUCCGAGCAAAACGAAGGUGCAGAAGGCGGCGCUUCUACAAGAGCUCCCGCUGCCGAUGAACCGCCGACAACAACUCCAGAAGACACCACCACCACCACUGAACAACCUCCACCUCCACCACUACCACCACCGACUGAAACAGCUCAAGCCGCCGAUGUAGUAAUGAACGAACCCGGAACUAGUUCAACAACUCCUGCAAGCGACGAUAUACCGGAAGGAGUGGAUCCUUCUUUUCUAGAAGCUCUACCGCCAGACAUGCGCAGGGAAGUGCUAGAGCAGCACAGGAUUUUGUGUCUGCAACAAAGACUCGCCUCGGGCACCGCCGCUGGUACGGCUGCAACAGAGCAAACGAAUCCGAGCACUUCGACCGAAGUCAGCCCCGAAUUUUUGGCCGCACUUCCUCCGGCAUUGCAAGAAGAAGUUCUGACUCAACAAAGAUUGGAGCAACAACGUCAAGCCGCUGCAAGAGCCAAUCCGAACGAGCCUGUAGAUGCCGGCGCCUUUUUCGACACCCUACAGCCUUCAUUGAGGACAAUGAUUCUUUCCGAUAUGGAAGAUUCACAGAUGUCGGCUUUGCCUCCAGACUUGGCGGCCGAGGCUCAAACUCUGCGUCGCGAUUGGUACGCUAGAAAUCGUCAGAUGGCGCAAGAGCGCUUUUUGCAAAGCAACUUGACCACCAUUAUCAGACAAUCGAGACGUCAUACCUUACGUCCGACCAGUUUUCAAAGAAGCCAAUGGUCACAGUGGAACCGAGACUUCAUCAACAAUCCCACUCAACCCAACUCGCAUUUAAAAAUUCGAGGUAGGCAACUAUUAGACCACGAGGGAUUGUGCUGUUUGCUAGUACUGUUAUUCACUGAUGACCCACAUCUAAACAAACUUCGUCUGCAUAGAGUUAUAAGGAAUUUAUGUUAUCACGCCCCAACAAGGGAGUGGAUUAUUAACGCUUUACUAUCCAUCAUCGAUAAAAGUGUGCAUGUUAAACCGGAAGAGAACGUUGCCAAACCAAUGAGAAAAAUGCCGAAGCCAGGCCCGCUAUCCAGCAAACUAAUGACAGACUCGAAGUUGCUCCAAAAUGGCGGAAAUUGGUUGAACAUACGCAUGGAGGCGGCUCUGGGUUGCUCCGCUAACGUUUUUAUCGUAAACAAAAGCAGCGGCAAGCGAAGCGAACGAACUGCCCAGGCUAGUGUUGGCAUUCAUCCACAGGCUGCGCCUAUUGUCUGCAGAAACACUUUGGAUUUAUUCACGUCUUUGGCCAAGGCCUUCCCUUCGUGCUUAUUGCCAAUAAAAGCCAUCAGAGAUGACAAGGAAGAGAAAAACGUUGUGACUCCAGUUAAAGUAAAGCCUGAGGGAAGCCAGGACUUCUGGGAGGUCCUUUUAAGAUUGGAUUCCGCUAGCGUAAAGAAAGGAAAGAGUAUACCAAAGAGCGCAAGCAGCAGCCAAAGUGUAGAGAUCGAAUGCAACAUCACUUUCGAACAGUCCGUGUUUGGACAACUAUUAAGCAUGUUGGCCUCGCCUGUUGUCAACAGAAAUACUCAACUGACCGAUAAUCUUUUGAAAUUGCUGUCGGUUACAACAUCUGGAAUGCCUGAGCUAUGCAAACCUCCAACAGGAAGCGCAAAGUUUAGCAAAAAAGGCCAAAAACCAGACGAUGCAAGUACACCAACUCACGCUCUUAAUCUGGCCGUAAACGUUAUCACCUACAAGAACUGCUCCGAGGAAGGUCUCGAAUUCAUAACAAAUCUACUUCUCAACCUAGCCGGCUCAUCAUUGGAUAUGAGCUUCAUGAUCCUUAAACUUCUUCUCAACGGCGCCAUCCAAAUCGGCAACAUUGUCGAAGAUCAAAUACACAACAUGCUGAAAGACCUAAGAGAACUAAACAACGUUCAAAAGAAAAAGCUUGCCGACGAAGCGGGCCCUUCGACAUCAAAAGGCGUCAUAUCCAACAGAUUUACCAAAGAAACAGUCAUAAUAACGGCUUCGUCAAAAGUAAAAACUUCCUGCGAACUACAACUACCCUCUAUGGUGCCUUUAACUUCCAAGUCUUCAAGUCAAAUCUUCUUCUUAAGAGUUUUGAGAGUCAUCGUGCAAAUCAGGAACUCUAUCAAACAGAACAUGAAGAGAGCCAUCGAUAUUUCGAGUUCUUACGAUCUGCAUGCUUUAAGCGAGCAGCUAAACAGUUUGGACAGUUUAUGGGAAACUCUUAGUCAGUGCCUUUUAGAGCUGGAACACACUCCAGACCACCACGCCGUCCUUGUUUUACAACCUGCCGUGGAAGCCUUCUUUUUGGUUCACUCGCCGCAACAGGGCGCGUUCAAAGCCAAAGACGUAGUUGAAAACGCGGAGCAGCAGCAACCGGCCGCGCCAAACGCAGCUCAACCGACAACGAACGCUCCGGAAGUGGCGCAACAGGCAGCUGCUGUAGCCGCCGUGGCUGCACCGGCUCCCCCGCCAGCUGCAGCUGCACCGGCUCCGGAGAUGGAGGUGAAAGCCGACAGCAGCAAAAGUGUGCCGGUACCGCCCGAACAGCUUCAAUUCCUCACGUUCGCCGAAAAGCACAGGACCGUGCUCAACCAGAUUUUGCGACAGAGUACCGCACACCUCGCCGACGGUCCCUUCGCGGUGCUGGUCGAUCACACCAGGAUCCUCGACUUCGAUAUCAAGAGGCGCUACUUCAGAACCGAGUUGGAACGCAUGGAUCAUGGAGUUAGGCGCGAGGAAACCGCCGUUCAUGUUAGGCGGAGCAACAUUUUCGAGGACUCCUUCAGGGAGCUAUUCAGACGACCUGCUGAAGAAUGGAAGAACAGAUUCUAUAUUGUCUUCGAAGAUGAGGAAGGUCAAGAUGCUGGCGGCCUUCUCAGGGAAUGGUACGUUAUUAUAUCGCGCGAUAUAUUUAAUCCGAUGUACGCUCUAUUCACCGUCUCGCCCGGCGACAGAGUCACAUACAUGAUCAACUCUGCAAGUCACUACAAUUCCAACCAUCUGUGCUACUACAAAUUCGUAGGCAGAGUAAUAGCCAAGGCUAUUUACGAUAAUAAGCUUCUCGAGUGUUACUUCACGCGUUCGUUCUACAAGCAUAUUCUCGGCAUCCCGGUGAAGUACACCGACAUGGAAAGCGAAGAUUACAGCUUCUACCGAGGCUUAAUUUAUCUAAUGGAGAACAACAUUAACAAUUUGGGCUUGGAUUUGACAUUCAGCACGGAAAUAAACGAGUUCGGUGUCACCGAAACCAGAGACUUGAUACCGAACGGCAGAAAUGUGUCUGUGACUGAAGAAAACAAGAUGGAAUAUGUUCGGCUGGUUUGUCAAAUGAAAAUGACGGGAGCUAUUAAGCAACAGUUGAAUUCGUUCUUAGAAGGAUUCUACGAUAUUAUACCUAUGCGACUUAUUUCGAUAUUCAAUGAACAAGAAUUAGAGUUAUUGAUUUCCGGCUUGCCGAAUGUAGACAUAGACGACUUGAAAGCUAAUACCGAGUAUCAUAAGUAUCAAACCAACUCUCUUCAGAUCCAAUGGUUCUGGCGCGCUCUGAGAUCGUUCGAUCAGGCGGACCGUGCGAAGUUCCUGCAGUUCGUUACUGGAACUUCGAAGGUUCCUCUACAAGGAUUCGCAGCUUUGGAAGGUAUGAAUGGGGUCCAGAAGUUCCAGAUCCACAGAGACGAUCGUUCAACUGACCGGCUGCCUUCUGCACACACUUGCUUUAAUCAACUUGAUCUUCCUGUUUACGAAACUUACGACAAGUUACGUUCCUACCUGCUGAAAGCGAUUCAUGAGUGUUCUGAAGGCUUCGGCUUUGCUUAAAUAAUAUUUUAUUGUUAAGACUGAUGAAAAAGUGUUAAUUCUUGUUUAUAUCAGUAGGUAGUUUUACUUUGUAUAUAAAAAAAAUAAAACAUUACUGUACAGAAAGCACGUAAACUGUAAUAUAAAGUUAUUUUAAGUUUUAUAAGCAACAAACUAAAUUUUGUUAUCUGUAAGUGCAAAUUUCCGUUUCAGAUUUGUAAAGUUACUAAUAUGAAGGCACAUGUAUUUUUGUAAAGGGCCCUAAGGCAAUUUGAGCGUGAUAGAAUGAAUUUGAUUUACUCAAAUUCACUCCUUCUUUAUAUUAACCAAUUUAGUAUUGUUAUAUUGGAUUUUUUUAUUUUUUUGUUAAUUUUUAAAGGUGAUUACCUGUAACUUAUUGCUGGUUUCUUUUUGGUUUUAAUAAUUAUUUAUUUCUGAAACUUGGAUUUUUUAGAGGUUUUCUUUAAUUUAACUUCAAGUUGCUGAAAAUAUUGAAUUUUUAUUACCAUUUUUUUUAAGUAAGUCUAUGUCAAAUGUGUAAAAACAAUAACUACAUAUUACAUUUAAUGUGAUUUAUUUUGUAAAAUUCUAUAAAAUAAAUAAAUGUUAAAUAUACACUCAAUAGUAUAUCUAUUAAAUAAAAACAAAUAAAUGAAGUGGUAAGUAAGUAAAACAAGAUGUACUUUUUACAUAACUAUUAUUUU